Diceros bicornis minor is the source of this 7469-nucleotide messenger RNA. RefSeq names its product zinc finger protein 605. The transcript is spliced from 5 exons. The coding region runs from base 4631 to 6754 and encodes 707 amino acids. Gene Ontology annotation, molecular function: DNA-binding transcription repressor activity, RNA polymerase II-specific. The record is from RefSeq and is a predicted model, not a curated record. Lineage: Eukaryota; Metazoa; Chordata; Mammalia; Perissodactyla; Rhinocerotidae. Gene Ontology annotation, biological process: negative regulation of transcription by RNA polymerase II.
GGUUACUGGGGGCUUUGCUAAAGGAGUCAUUGGCGAUCCACAGCGUGUGUGAAUGAAGGUGCUGGAGGGAUGGCCUGUGAAAUCAAUAAUCAGGGUCCUGGGGGGUGAUGGGCACGUGGGGUAAGUAAUAGCGGGGUAUAUGGGGCUCAGUGGGUGUGUUGUCUGGAGUUUGUGAGGGGCCUGUUGUGUUCACUGAUCUAGGGGCUGGAGGAUUCUCAGGUGGUCAUUGUGGGUGAUUGGGGGCCUUGUGGGUCCUGAGGGUUGGUACCUGGGGUGGGGUUUGGUCAUUCGAGGUCUGUGGGGGUUUCUGUGUGUUGAGGCCGUCUUUGGGGCCAGUGUUGGUGACUGCGGGGCCUGUGAGGGUGGUGUUUGUGGGUCUGGGCGGGUGUGAUGGGUGUUGGUCAUGCGUUGGCUCAGGCAGGACUCUCACACAGUGACUUCUGUCAAAUAACCACAUUCUCUUGUUUCUUGGGCCACUCUCACCCAGCAGGUGCUUCAUUGGUCAGUGACACCUCCUUUUGCUUGACUGUUUCUUUGUUUAGAGGUUCUCAGUGGCCUGUUGGCUGUAAGGUCCUCCCCCUUGCUAAACCUCGUUGCCCUCCUCUCUCCCUGCACCACCGGCCGCUCUCUCCAGCUCCAGCCAGUUGUGUCUGAUGCUCCUUGGUGGGCAUGGUCUUCCCGCAGUGCCACAGUGGGCUCCUCCUCAUCAGGGCUCAGUUAAAGUCAUCUCCAAGAGGCCUUCUCUCGCUGUGCUGAAGGGGUAUCCUUCGUCCACGCCUUCCUCUGUCACAUUGAAAAUUUCUUCUGAGCACUCUCACAGUCUGAAAUUAUUUUAUUUACUUGUUUAUCUGUUUGCCAUCCUAGAAGGUAUUUCCUAGAGGGCAGAGACCCUGUCUUUCGUGUUUGAUGGUUCCUCCCAUGUGCCCAGAACAGGGCCUGUGGUAAGAGGCUUUCAGCAAAUUGCUGCUUUCCAGCCAAUAAAUGAGAUGGUGAGUGUGUGUGUGUUUUAUUUGUGAGUGUGUGAAUGUAUAUGUGUGUAUGUGUAUUUAUGUGUGUAUGUAUGUGUGUGUUUUUUUUGGGCAAAAUUAUGCUCAGAGACUGAAACUGUCUUUGCCAUAGUUCAUUUAACACAAGUUCACUGUGGGAUUUAUAGUAAUUUCACAAGCCGAUAGCAUACGAGGUAAUGUCUCUCAGUAAGCCAAUAAAGAAAUAACAACAUAAUCCAAACCAGUGAUAGGUUAAUCACAUUGUUGUUCCAGGCAAGGGGAGAUGAAAGGAAUAAAGUCCAAAUUUAGUUCAAGGAGGCACUUGGGAGCGUUGGCUUGACCACCAGAGCGCUGAUGUCCAGCUGCCAGCACAAAACGGAUGUGAAAAGUCCCCGUUGCUAGAGCAUGUUGUUAGGGAACAAUGGCGCCAGUGUUGGUGGGCAGGCUGCUCUCCUUCAUGGGGCCCCUGUGAGGUUUGUCACCGCUACCAAUGAGGGAGUCGCCCCUACCACAGGAGCUAAUGCCCCAAGGUCUUCGGAGAGUUUGUUUAGCUCAGCAGCGAGUGCCUGGCCCAGACCGAAACUCUCCAAUAAUCUCAGUAACUCUCAGUGUCUGUAGUCUGGAUGUCCCCUUGUCAUAGUUGCUUCUCCAUGUGUUCCUACUGACCAGCCCCAGUGGGGCCCCUCAGCAGCUGGGCUGCUGAGUUCUCAUCAACAACAACAGAUGAGAUGAUGACAUCCUGAUACAACUUACUUCGUUCUUACAUCAAAACAACUUUUUUUUUGUCUUUGUCAUAAAUGAGUGGAUAAAAACAACUGAAGUCAUAAACAAGUGGAUUUGAAGUCAUAUUAAACCAGUACACAACGGUGUGAGUGUGUGAAUGUAUACAUGUGUGUGUGUGAGACUUGAUGUGAAUGUGAGAGCAGAGUUCGGGAGUGUGUUGGGAUCCUGAAGGAGGAAGCCAGGGCGACUGCUGUGGAUGUUGCGACGGUUUGCACAUUCCCUUUUCCAGAGGAGACAGCUGGAGAAGAUCUCCUUUGCAUCAACCCGGAAGGGGUCCAAACUAAACAGAAGCAUCCAGGGCCAGUGGGCCUUGAUCUCAGGGACCCCAGGGUUGGAGAGCGAUGACUCUGGGGUCUCUUUUCAAGCAGGGUCCUCUCAGGGCUUCCUAGACUCUGAGACCCCUUCCUGUGCCCAGGAGCCUGGAAGAGCUCCCCGGGCAUCUCAGGAAGAGGUGCUUUUCCUUGGGAUGUUGCUUUCUGUUCUCCCAGGACGUUUUUUCUUGAGAGAUCUGCCCUCAAGCCCUGCACUCAGGGGAGCAGAAUUUGUCACCCCAAAAUAUGUUUCUUUGGCAUAAGGAUUAUUUUAGGCUGGUUAUUUUAAGAAACAGCAGACAUGGGAGGAGCUCUGAAAACUGAAUAGAAGUUACCCUUGUGUAAGAGAUAUUGACAUUUAUAGGGGAACUCUUCCCGUGUAAGGAUGUCUCCCUCUCAGUACCUGGAAGAGGGGCUGACUCAGUCUCUAGAGACGCUUAUCAACAGAGAAGGCAGAGUCUUUUUUUUUGUGUGUGUGUGAGGAAGAUCAGCCCUGAGCUAACAUCUGUUGCCAGUCCUCCUCUUUUUGCUGAGGAAGACUGGCCUUGGGAUAACAUCUGUGCCCAUCUUCCUCCACUUUAUAUGGGACACCGCCACAGCAUGGCCUGACAAGCAGUGCAUCAGUGCGCACCUGGGAUCUGAACCCAGCCAGUAGCGGAGCGUGUGCACUUAACUGCUAUGCCACAGGGCCGGCCCCGAAGGCAGAGUCUUAAGUCUGCAUAACAACCAUAGCCUUGUUUACUGUGCUUUGCCUGAAAACCUCCUGUAACUGACUCCUCGCACCCUCAACAUCUUUGUCUUUAGCUGAAGAUGGUAUUUAAGGUGGUGGUUUUGGCUGUUUCUGGGAGUGACUCAGUUUUCUUGGGCCUCUCCCAUGUAUAUGGGAGGUAUGCAUAUUAUUAAAUUUCUGUUUGUUUUUCUCUUGUUAGCUUGUCUCAUGUCAAUUUAAUUCUUAGACCAGCCAGAAGAGCCUAGAAGGGUAGAAGAGAAAUUUUUCCUCCCCAGCAACUCUUCACACUGGACUAAAAAGAGUCCACUUUCACUUGGGGAAUCUGACGUUUAUGUCUGCACCCCUAAGUAGCAGAACUGUGUCACUUGUCUCCCUUCCCACUCCUAGGAAUUAUUCCUGCCCUGGAUGCCCUUGCUUUGCCCUCUACCACUAUUUUGUGUCAAAAUUCAAAAUCCAGCCUAUCUUUCAAGACUGUGGGUUUCUUUUUUUUUUUUUGCUAAGGAAGAUUCACCCUGAGGUAACAUCUGCUGCCAAUCUUUCUCUUUUUUUUUUGCUUGCGGAAGAUUAGUCCUGAGCUAAUGUCUGUGCCAGUCUUCCUCUAUUUUGUAUGUGGGUUGCCACCACAGCAUGGCUGACGAGUGGUGUAGGUCUGCGCCCAGGAUCUGAACUCACAAACCCAGGCCGCCAAAGCAGAACAUGCCAAACUUAACCACCAGGCCACAGGGCCAGCCCCCAGACUUGGUUCUUGACUGCCCCACAAGAUCCUCAUUACCUUGUUGAUAUUGUGACCAGUCUCCCCUCCCUGGCCUGAGUCUUCUCUCACUUCACAUUUUUUUGUUUUUUGGUAGGGAAGGAUUCGCCCUGAGCUAACAUCUGUUGCCAGUCUUCCUCUUUUUUCCUUUUUUUUUUUUCCUCCCCAAAGCCCCAGUGCAUAGUUGUAUAUUCUAGUUGUAAGUCCUUCUAGUUCUUCUAUGUGAGCCGCCGCCAGUGGGAAACAAACCCUGGCCGCCGAAGCGAAGCAUGCCGAACCUUAACCACUAGGCCUUCCAGGCUGGCUCUCUCUCGAUUCUUUUUAUGACAGAGAGGGAGACAGUUAAGGCCCUCAGGAGUUGAUGGCAGGAGCUGACCACAUGGUCAGGUCAAGGCUAAGCAGUGUUCAGGUGUUUCCUUCCUGCUUCCUGCUUGCCGUCUGCACAAGGCAUGGGCUUUGCUGACUGAGCAGUGCAGGGCUGCUGAGCGUGUGCUAAUGAGAGCAGGCUUGUGUGGUCUGUUUUCAGACUGGACCCAACUCUGGGGUGGGUAGUAACUGCCUUCAAGGAGCUGCUGUCCUGGCUGCACUCUUAUUAGCUGCCCUGGGGCAGAACCUGGCAGUUUGCUGACACCCAGGUAUAGCUGUGUUCCCUCAUUUGUGGGAGAUGACUGGAGACUUCCAUCUGUCUUUCUCUGUAUCCAGCGGGACAUUGAAGGCACCGCACUCUCCCCCGUUGUUUGAUAGAACAGAGCCUCCAAACAGAGAGCUCUUGCUCUAAGUCUUCACAGGUAUCACAUUCUCUCCUUGCUCACUUUAUGUUCUGGAAUGGUGCCCACUGACCUGUCCACCAUUUUUGGUCUUCCUAAUAGCCUAUCAGCAUGUGGAGACAGCCCGGAGCACCAGGAACUUAGGAGGUGCUCAGCAACCGUGCCCGGACCACAGGGGGAGACCACAAGCAACAGACAAAUCUCGAUUGGCGGGGUUGCUAUGAAAGGUGGAAUUUGUCCCUCCGGUCCCCAUGUUUACUGGGUACUGUGUUUUUUAGACAUUUCUUUUCAGGUGUAUUCUUAUGAAGGAAAUAACACCCCGGUGUGACCCCGUGCCUGUGAAGUCCUUUGCUCUGAUUCCAUAUCCAACUGAAUGCUGUGGCUCUCGGGAACAAGAUAACUCGUGGGAGAUAAGGAAGAAGAGGCCUCAGGACUGGGGGUGCCUUCUCAGUUUAAAGAGCGUUGGCCAGAGGCCUUUGUCCAGAGCCUCAGGACAGAGGGAAGUCACAGAACAGAUUUCCCAAGAGCAGCAGAAAAUGAUCACCUCACAGAUAUCGUUUGAGGACGUGGCUGUGGACUUCACGUUGGAGGAGUGGCAGCUACUAGACCCUGCUCAAAAGAACCUGUACAGAGACGUGAUGCGGGAGAACUACCGCAACCUGGUGUUCUUGGGUUAUCAAAUUUUCAAACCUGAUGCAGUUUUGAAGCUGGAGCAAAAAGGGCCAUGGAUAAUGGGUGAAGAAACCCUAAGUCAGAACUUUCCAGGAAUGAGACUCCAUAAAUGUGGCACAGGUGAAAAAAGUUUGAAACAUCCUUUUGAUUUUCUUAUUCCAAAAAAUAACUGUGGAAGAAAGAAACGUGAUGAGCUCAAUAAGAAAUUAUUAGUCUAUAUCAAACCAGAUAGACCCCACAGUGGAAUAAAAUACUGUGAUUACAACAAAUGUAGAAAAGCCAGCAGUAAGGAGUCGUGGCUCAUUACAAACCAGAUAACACAAACAGGAGUCUGUUUAUGCAUGGAAUGUGGCAAAGUUUUUAACAAGAAGUCACAGCUCAUUAUACAUCAGAGAACUCACACGGGGGAGAAGCCCUAUGGAUGCAGUGAAUGUGGGAAAGCCUUCUCCCAGAAGUCCUUGCUCACUAUUCACCAAAGGACUCAUUCAGGAGAAAAGCCAUAUGGGUGUGGUGAGUGUCAAAAAGCUUUCAGUAGGAAGUCACUGCUCAUUUUACAUCAGAGAAUUCACACAGGAGAGAAGCCCUACGGAUGCAGCGAAUGUGAGAAAGCCUUCAGCAGGAAGUCACAGCUUAAAAGACACCAGAUAACUCACACGAUAGAGAAACCCUAUGGCUGCAGUGACUGCGGGAAAGCUUUCUCUCAGAAAUUAAAGCUCAUUACACAUCAGAGAAUGCACACAGGAGAGAAACCCUAUGAAUGUGGUGAUUGUGGAAAAGCCUUCUUCUGGAAGUCGCAGCUUGUCACUCAUCAGAGGACUCACACGGGGAAGAAACCUUAUGCGUGUAGUGAGUGUAAAAAAGCCUUCAGCAGGAACUCACUCCUCAUUAGGCAUCAGAGGAUUCACACAGGAGAGAAACCCUAUGAAUGCAAUGAGUGUGGUGAAGCCUUCAUCAGAAAACCACAACUUAUUAAACAUCAAAUAACUCAUACAGGAGAGAAGAACUAUCAAUGCAGUGAUUGUGAAGAAGCCUUCUUUAAGAAGUCGGAGCUAAUUAGACAUCAGAAAAUCCAUUUAGGAGAGAAACCCUAUGGAUGUGUUGAAUGUGGGAAAACCUUCUUUGGGAAGUCACAGCUCCUAACACAUCAAAGAACUCACACUGGAGAGAAACCUUAUGAAUGCAGUGAAUGUGGGAAAGCCUUCACCCAGAAGUCAAGCCUGAUAUCCCAUCAGAGGACACACACAGGGGAGAAACCCUAUGAAUGCAGUGAAUGUGGGAAGACCUUCAGUGAGAAGUCAAGCCUCAUUCAUCAUCAGAGAACCCAUACUGGAGAAAAACCCUUUGAAUGUAGUGAAUGUAGGAAAGCUUUUGCCUGGAAGCCACAGCUUCUUAGGCAUCAGAGAAUUCAUACAGGGGAGAAGCCCUAUGAAUGCAGUGAGUGUGGGAAAGCCUUUGUUCAGAAAGUGCAGCUCAUUAAGCAUCAGAGGAAUCAUACAGGAGAGAAAACCUACGGAUGCAGUGAUUGUGCCAAAGCUUUCUUUGAGAAGGCACAGCUCAUUAUACAUCAGAGGAUUCACACGGGAGAGAGACCCUAUAAAUGUGGGGAAUGUGGGAAGUCUUUCACUAGAAAGUCACACCUUAUGAGGCAUCAGAGAAUCCACACAGGAGAUAAAUACUAUGGAUGCCCUGAAUGUGGGACCACGUUUAACAGGAAGUCACAGCUUGCGAUCCAUCAGAGAAAUCACGCAGUGUAGAAGCCAUGCAAGUGCAGCAGGUAUGGGAAGCCUGCUGUCAGCUGCCAUGCCUUCCUGCCCUGACACACAGGAGAGAAACCCUGUGCAGUGACUGUUGAAAAAAUUGUCAUUGUGGAGGCAAGUUUCCCUAGACAGAAUUCAGAAAGGAAAGAGCUUUUUAAAAAGUAGACCGUAUAGGAAAGCUUUCUCCCAGAAGACGCAACUUAUGACACGUGGAUGACUCAUCAAUAUGGAAGUCUUAUCAAUAUUGUAGUAGCACAGAACCUUUUAGUAAAAAGUGACAGUUCAUUAAAUAUUUAGAAGACCUAAGCAGAGGAAAACUGUUCUCAUAAUGUGAUGAAAGAUUUCAUAGAGAAAGGAUGACAGUGUACUAGAGAGUAUGUACACAAAGAAAACAUGAAUGCUGUAUAUUAGAGAUUUCACUGAGGAGUACUAGUAAUUUCAAGAAUUUCAUAAGCAUGAUCCUAUACAUUUAUAAAGAAAUUGUGUUCAUUGUAUAUAAAUUUUUAUAAAGGUUUUUAAAUGGUAGAUGUGUUUUAAAUGUGAAGACUUCUGCUUUCUGCCGUGGUGGUAUAAAAAGGACCAGAUUAACUCUCCUGCCUUAAUCAGCUAGAAACUACAAUAUAUAUGAAAUAAUGGUUUUUAGACAGAUAACAAGCACAGGUUUUGAUCCCUGGAAGAAGGUGGAUAGAGUGAGUUGAGCCCUACGAUUGUC